UGGGGACGACGAGGCUGGUAUACUGCUUGUACUACCUUGGGCAGAGCCGCGAAACGUCUUAAAAAAAGCGACUUAGUCCGCGACUCAACCCAAGAUUUUGUUUGGUAAAUUCGUUCCUUUUGUGUUCUGCACUAACAGAGCCCGAGUUCAAAACAUCACUCACAUCAAUGGCUGCCGUUCUCUCCCUCCACACCCUCUUUCUCCUCCCAUCAAACCGUUCCUCCCAAGCUAUUUCCACAAAGCCCCGGGCUGUCCUCAGCCAAGCCAACAAAAUGCGAGUCCCCUAUGUGCUGAGGCAGGGAUAGUCCCGUCUUUUCCACAAGCUCCCUUCUGGGCUGAACAUGGAGGUCAUUGUGCAAAAGGAAGACCCAGAUGAGAAAAAGAAGAGAAACACUGAAAACCCACCUCUGGUUUUCGUCCAUGGAAGCUACCACUCUGCUUGGUGCUGGGCUGAGCACUGGUUGCCGUUCUUUUCAAACUCUGGCUACGAUUGCUAUGCCGUUAGCUUGUUGGGGCAGGGUGAAAGUGAUGCGCCUGCUGGUUCUGUUGCUGGUACUCUCCAGUAGACACACGCAGGUGAUAUUGCUAACUUCAUCAACAGAAAUCUCAAGUCACCACCAGUAUUGCUUGGACAUUCAUUUGGAGGGCUUAUUAUUCAGUCCUACAUUGCAAAUCUUAAGAAUGACCAACUCUUAGGUAACCUUCUACUUUUACUGGUUUAUAUUCAAGUAAAGAACUCAAGAAGGAUAAUGCCGUGUGAAUGAUAUUAUUUAUUUAUUUAUUGUAAUAGUUGCGUUAUAAAUUGGAACUGAUUUCAGUGUGCAGGGUGAUAUAUCUUUUAAGACAGGCCUGAGAUUAGAAUUUUUUAUUUUCAAAUAAAACAAAAUGGCUGUUAUACCAGCACAAGUUUGAGUGUUAAGUGUUGAACCUCAAGACACUACAGUUGUGCUUUCUAUUUUCUAUCAAUCUUAGGGUUUGUUUGCU
Messenger RNA from Morus notabilis, 984 nucleotides. RefSeq names its product bifunctional epoxide hydrolase 2. The coding region runs from base 342 to 566 and encodes 74 amino acids. The transcript is spliced from 3 exons. The record is from RefSeq and is a predicted model, not a curated record. NCBI's taxonomy places the organism in Eukaryota, Viridiplantae, Streptophyta, Magnoliopsida, Rosales, Moraceae.